This is a messenger RNA of Procambarus clarkii (red swamp crayfish), 1302 nucleotides long. RefSeq names its product spidroin-2-like. The record is from RefSeq and is a predicted model, not a curated record. Lineage: Eukaryota; Metazoa; Arthropoda; Malacostraca; Decapoda; Cambaridae.
AUGCGGCUCAGAAGGAGGAGGGACGUGGUGACCUCCGAGGAGAGGGCCUCAAGCUACCGUCUUAUCUUCCAGGGAGCAAGCUGGCAGCUACGGUCCAGGGGGCAAGUUGGCGGCUACGGUCCAGGGAGCAAGUUGGCGGCUACGGUCCAGGGAGCAAGUUGGCGGCUACGGUCCAGGGAGCAAGUUGGCGGCUACGGUCCAGGGAGCAAGCUGGCGGUUACGGUCCAGGGGGCAAGUUGGCGGCUACGGUCCAGGGAGCAAGUUGGCGGCUACGGUCCAGGGAGCAAGUUGGCGGCUACGGUCCAGGGGGCAAGUUGGCGGCUACGGUCCAGGGAGCAAGUUGGCGGCUACGGUCCAGGGGGCAAGUUGGCGGCUACGGUCCAGGGAGCAAGUUGGCGGCUACGGUCCAGGGGGCAAGCUGGCGGCUACGGUCCAGGGAGCAAGUUGGCGGCUACGGUCCAGGGAGCAAGUUGGCGGCUACGGUCCAGGGAGCAAGUUGGCGGCUACGGUCCAGGGAGCAAGUUGGCGGUUACGGUCCAGGGAGCAAGUUGGCGGCUACGGUCCAGGGGGCAAGUUGGCGGCUACGGUCCAGGGAGCAAGUUGGCGGCUACGGUCCAGGGAGCAAGUUGGCGGCUACGGUCCAGGGAGCAAGCUGGCGGCUACGGUCCAGGGGGCAAGUUGGCGGCUACGGUCCAGGGAGCAAGUUGGCGGCUACGGUCCAGGGAGCAAGCUGGCGGCUACGGUCCAGGGAGCAAGCUGCCGUCUACGGUCCAGGGAGCAAGUUGGCGGCUACGGUCCAGGGAGCAAGUUGGCGGCUACGGUCCAGGGAGCAAGCUGGCGGCUACGGUCCAGGGAGCAAGUUGGCGGCUACGGUCCAGGGAGCAAGUUGGCGGCUACGGUCCAGGGAGCAAGCUGGCGGCUACGGUCCAGGGAGCAAGCUACCGUCUACGGUCCAGGGAGCAAGUUGGCGGCUACGGUCCAGGGAGCAAGCUGCCGUCUACGGUCCAGGGAGCAAGUUGGCGGCUACGGUCCAGGGAGCAAGUUGGCGGCUACGGUCCAGGGAGCAAGCUGGCGGCUACGGUCCAGGGGGCAAGUUGGCGGCUACGGUCCAGGGAGCAAGCUGGCGGCUACGGUCCAGGGAGCAAGCUGGCGGCUACGGUCCAGGGAGCAAGUUGGCGGCUACGGUCCAGGGAGCAAGUUGGCGGCUACGGUCCAGGGAGCAAGCUACCGUCUACGGUCCAGGGGGCGGCGGUGCUGGCCAGUUUAUCACUGGGAAAAUAUAUACUUCUUAAGACGCCGUGA